AUGAUUAUUCUAAAAUAUAAUUCUUUAGGAAAAUUCAUGGAAAGCAGUAAACAGUAUUUAGAAAAUAAAUUUAGAGAGAAACUGGAAAAUAGGACACAGAUUUUAUUUGUUCCGUUAUGUCCCAGAGCAGCAUACAAGUCUCGCCGCACAGGAGAGAGAGAAGGGCCAAGGGACAUGGGAGCCACAGCCACCAUACAGUUCGAAACUGAAAAGGAUCGGGAUGCCCAAGCAAUUUUUGAAAGAUCUUUGCAAGUCAAUAAGGAAACCAAGGGUCAAGCUGAUGACAAAAUCUACAGAGGAUUGAACAACUACACACAGUUUUUUGAGAAGAAAGAUACAGCCCAGGGCAAUGCAGCAAGUGGAGGGGUCCGCAAGGGCCCAAUGAGAGCUCCUGACCAUCUCCGAGCCACUGUGAGAUGGGACUACCAGCCAGAUCUGUGCAAGGACUACAAGGAAACUGGGUUUUGUGGCUUUGGAGAUAGUUGCAAAUUUCUUCAUGACCGUACUGACUACAAACUGGGAUGGCAGCUAGAAGCUGAGGGUAAUGCGAAGGCUGGAAAUGAUUCUGAUGAGAACUGGGAGAUUCCAAGUGAUGAUGAACAUUUGCCAUUCAAGUGUUUCAUCUGCAGGGAGUCUUACACAGAUCCCAUUGUCACCAAAUGCCAGCACUACUUUUGUGAGAAGUGCGCAUUAGAACAAUUCAAGAAGACUAAGAGAUGUUAUGUGUGCGGUCAGAAUACUGGUGGGAUCUUUAACCCAGCCACGAACAUCAUGGCAAGAUUAAACAAAGAUGAUGAUAGUGGUAGUGACUGAUAUAAUUUCCUGUUUUCUAUAUUUCUUUUUUUUUUCAUAGUUAAUGUGAUAUGCUCACCCAGAUAAUUCUAGAGAUCUUUGCAGCAGUGAAGUUAAUAAGAAAGUAGUACAAACUAAUCCCAAAUGUCAUUCAUACA
Messenger RNA from Penaeus indicus, 950 nucleotides. RefSeq names its product E3 ubiquitin-protein ligase RNF113A-like (gene mdlc). The record is from RefSeq and is a predicted model, not a curated record. Lineage: Eukaryota; Metazoa; Arthropoda; Malacostraca; Decapoda; Penaeidae. The coding region runs from base 1 to 813 and encodes 270 amino acids. Gene Ontology annotation, molecular function: metal ion binding. The transcript has 4 exons. Gene Ontology annotation, cellular component: U2-type spliceosomal complex. Gene Ontology annotation, biological process: snoRNA splicing.